AUGGGUUGGCAAUGUGGUCGCAAGGCACUGGGUUUUGGUCGGACAGCUUCAGCAGCGUUGAGACCACAGAUAACCAGAAGAUGUCUACGGCAUAACUCCACACUCACAUUGGAACAAAUCUCAGCAUCACCACGAUUUCCUGGGGCCGUGAGGAGCCCUCUCGUGUCGAAACUCGAGUUUCUACAGCCAGCGACAUUGCCUCCGAUCGCAACAUAUCAAGUGAUCGAUGCCGAGGGAGCGAUCGUAGAUAAAGAGCGAGAACCACCAGCUGUUGAGGAUGAACAGGCUCUGCAGUGGUACAAGAACAUGUUGACUGUCAAUAUUAUGGACAAGAUCAUGUCUGAAGCCCAGAGACAGGGUAGAUUGAGUUUCUAUAUGGUCUCUCAAGGAGAAGAAGCCAUCAUGGUUGGAUCUGCUGCCGCUCUUGGUCCAGACGACAUAAUCACCUGUCAGUAUCGAGAGACAGGAGUAUUUCUACAACGAGGCUUUGUCCUGAAGGAUUUCAUGAGUCAAUUAACAGCGAACAAAAAUGAUCCUGGGAAGGGAAGGAAUAUGCCAGUCCAUUAUAGUGGUAGGGAGAAGACCGGCAUUCACGCUGUUGCCUCAACACUCGGAACACAAAUCCCGCACGCUGCGGGCGCAGCAUACGCGAUGAAACUACAAGACCUCGAAAGCGGCACGACGACCCCUCGUGUCGCAGUUGCAUAUUUCGGCGACGGGGCCGCCAGUGAAGGCGACUUCCACGGCGCUUUGAACUUCGCCGCAACACGCGACUGUCCCGUGAUCUUCAUCUGCCGCAACAAUGGCUAUGCGAUCUCCACUCCAACAUCAGAGCAAUACCGGGGCGACGGGAUCGCCAGUCGAGGAAUCGGAUACGGCAUCGAUUCUCUACGUGUCGACGGCACGGAUAUCUUCGCCGUGCACGAAGCGACGAAGGAAGCAAGGCGCCGAGCUCUCGAGAACGGCGGUCGGCCAAUCUUACUUGAGAUGAUGAGCUACCGCAUCUCACAUCACAGCACUAGUGACGAUAGCUUUGCAUACCGCAGUGUCAAGGACGUGGAGCCCUGGACUGUGCGUGACAAUCCGAUCCUCAAGUUAGGAAAGUGGUUGAAGAAAAGGAGGCUUUGGGACGACCAGAAAGACGAACAGGCUCGCACGCAGAUCAGGAAGGAUAUCCUCUCCGAGUUGAAGUUGGCCGAGCGUGAGAAGAAGCCGCGCUUGAGUUCGAUUUUUGACGAUGUGUACGGGAGUUAUUCCGAGGAGCAGAAGGCGCAGAGGGAGGAGAUGAGAAGGUUGAUGCUUAAAUAUCCUGGGGAGUAUGAUGUUGAGGACCAUGAAGGUGGGAUUGGCGGUCUCUAG
Exophiala bonariae is the source of this 1359-nucleotide messenger RNA. RefSeq lists its product as uncharacterized. Bases 1 to 1359 code for a protein of 452 amino acids. The record is from RefSeq and is a predicted model, not a curated record. The transcript is spliced from 5 exons. Lineage: Eukaryota; Fungi; Ascomycota; Eurotiomycetes; Chaetothyriales; Herpotrichiellaceae. Gene Ontology annotation, biological process: branched-chain amino acid catabolic process. Gene Ontology annotation, molecular function: oxidoreductase activity, acting on the aldehyde or oxo group of donors, disulfide as acceptor.